UGCUUCCUGCCGCAGACACACCAGCCUCGCCUCUCAGUCUCUCUCUGCAGCGGCCGACCGCUACAAACAAACGACGACCCGGGAGCACACACACACACGCACCUACUUCAGGACCGGGACCGUACCGGACCGGGACACAGGACCACAGAAGAGGAGGACGGAGACCGACAGGAACAUGACAGAAAACACCAAAACCCACGUCAUCCUGCUGUCCUGCGGCAGCUUCAACCCCAUCACCAAGGGACACAUCCAUAUGUUCGAAAAAGCCCGAGAAUAUCUGCACAAAACAGGUCGCUUCAUCGUGAUCGGAGGAAUCAUCUCACCGGUGCACGACUCCUACGGAAAAUCUGGUUUAGUUCCCAGCAGACAUCGUCUCACCAUGUGUCAGCUGGCUGUUCAGUCCUCUGAUUGGAUCAGGGUGGACCCCUGGGAGUGUUACCAGGACACCUGGCAGACGACCUGCAGCGUGCUGGAGCAUCACCGCGACCUGAUGAAGAGAGUCACCGGCUGCAUUCUGUCCAACGUCAACACGCCAUCAACAACUCCCGUGAUUGGCCAGCCACAGAACCAGGCUCCUCCCAUCUACCAGAACCACAACAACAUGAAUCACAAGCCCACAGCCAUCAAACUGUGGGGGAAGAUCAGUGAGAGUUUGGGGAAGAUCUGCUGCGUCCGCCCUCACAUCGAGCGCUUCACCUUCGUCGAUGAAAAUGCUAACCUGGGUACCGCAAUGAGAUACGAGGAGAUCGAGUUACGCAUCUUGCUCCUGUGUGGCAGUGAUCUCCUGGAGUCCUUCUGCAUCCCUGGUCUGUGGAAGGACAGUGAUAUGGAGGUGAUCGUGGGGGAUUUUGGGAUCGUGGUGGUUCCUCGUGAUGGAGCCGACACAGAGAGGAUCAUGAAUCACUCCUCCAUCCUCCGCAAGUUCAAGGACAACAUCCUUGUGGUGAAAGAUGGGAUGAGCCACCCGAUGUCCAUCGUCAGCUCAACCAAGAGCAGACUGGCCCUGCAGCACGGUGACGGCCAUGUUGUGGACUACCUGUGUCAGCCCGUCAUCGACUACAUCCUGCAGAGUCAGCUGUACAUCAACGCCUCCGGAUAAUCGACCACCUGCCCGCAUGACAACAGGCAGAGUGGAGGAGGGGGGGAGGGGCGCUACCUUCAACCACCACCAUCAUCCCCCUCCCAAAAAAACCCCAACAACUUCCUUCUCUGUCUUGUGUGUCAAACAUAUACUCUUCUUUGAGCUUUCUGACUGGAGCAUUAGUGUCCCUCCUUCUGUCUGUGUCAUGUGACUUUACCAUCAGGGAGGGGGUCAAGGUGGGCUGGGAUGGGGUGAAUGGCGGGGGGCAUUUUGGGAUGACAUGGCGGUGUUGGAGAGGAGGUGUGGAGAUCAUCUCUAAGGGCUGCAGAGGUGUCAUUGAUGUAUUUUCACUGCAGAGGUGACGGCAGUGUUUUUCUCUCUGUUUGUUUUCUGUCUUUAUUAAAGUUCGGGGGUGCAUGA
This is a messenger RNA of Epinephelus moara (kelp grouper), 1501 nucleotides long. RefSeq names its product nicotinamide nucleotide adenylyltransferase 2 (gene nmnat2). Gene Ontology annotation, molecular function: nicotinamide-nucleotide adenylyltransferase activity; nicotinate-nucleotide adenylyltransferase activity. NCBI's taxonomy places the organism in Eukaryota, Metazoa, Chordata, Actinopteri, Perciformes, Serranidae. Gene Ontology annotation, biological process: NAD+ biosynthetic process. The record is from RefSeq and is a predicted model, not a curated record. Gene Ontology annotation, cellular component: Golgi apparatus. The transcript is spliced from 11 exons. The coding region runs from base 176 to 1099 and encodes 307 amino acids.